This is a messenger RNA of Salvelinus fontinalis (brook trout), 9076 nucleotides long. Its product is annotated as protein argonaute-3-like. Gene Ontology annotation, molecular function: protein binding; RNA binding. The coding region runs from base 562 to 3198 and encodes 878 amino acids. The record is from RefSeq and is a predicted model, not a curated record. Lineage: Eukaryota; Metazoa; Chordata; Actinopteri; Salmoniformes; Salmonidae. The transcript is spliced from 19 exons. Gene Ontology annotation, biological process: regulation of stem cell proliferation; regulatory ncRNA-mediated gene silencing.
AGACGAUAUCCGUGACCCGGAAAGUACUUAGUUAAUCUUGCCCGCUUCACAGCGGUAGUACAGAGAACGCACUGGGGAGUGAAACACCAAUUUGCCGGCAGAAGAACACCAAAAGGUUCACUUAUAUGGUCUGAAAAAACAAACAUGAUGUUGAUAUUAUCCUGGCAACUAAUGACAAGGCGAAACCCUAAACGAUCGAGAUAUAGCCUUAAAACCGUUCAGGAAUAGGAGCAGUGGAGUAUCCGAGGCUCUGAAAUAUUUUCUGGGACUUGAGUCUUUGAAAAUAUAUAUAUAUAUUGUCACCUGAGAAGAAUUAGUGCUUUAACGAAAGGAAGGGGACACGUCGUUCAAUUUGUGCCGGUUGACAACGGGGGCAAUUUGGGAGGAUCUCGGGUUAAGCGGACACCACAGCGGCCCUUGUCCAAAUCAGCGAGAGAAGCCGGGGUGUCGGCUUGAUAGAGUGGUCGGGUGGAACGUCUCCAACGCUGAGGUAAUAGCGUCAGACGAACAGGAGCUGCGUUGAGAUUUGACCAUUGGGACCCGGGGACAGAGACCUCAUGAAUGGAAAUCGGAACUUCAGGAGAUGUGGGGGCCCAGGCCCUGUUCACAGUGCCGCGGCGCCCUGGCUUUGGCACCAUGGGGAAGCCUAUCAAGCUGCUGGCCAACUGCUUCCAGGUGGAUAUCCCCAAGAUGGACGUCUACCUCUAUGAAGUAGACAUCAUUCCCGAGAAGUGCCCGCGUCGCGUCAACAGGGAGGUGGUGGACUCCAUGGUGAAGCACUUCAAGGUGACCAUCUUUGGGGACCGAAGGCCAGUCUACGAUGGGAAGAGGAGCCUCUACACAGCCAACCCCCUACCAGUCGCCACAGCAGGGGUGGAUCUGGACGUCACCCUGCCAGGGGAGGGGGGUAAGGAUCGCCCCUUCAAAGUGUCCAUCAGGUUUGUGUCGCUAGUCAGCUGGCACAUGCUGCAUGAGGUCCUGACCGGGCGCACCGUGCCUGAGCCCUUGGAGCUGGACAAGCCCAUCAGCACCAACCCUGUACACGCUGUGGACGUGGUGCUGCGACACCUGCCCUCCAUGAAGUACACCCCAGUGGGGCGCUCCUUCUUCUCCUCCCCUGAGGGUUACGACCACCCCCUGGGCGGCGGCAGGGAGGUGUGGUUCGGCUUCCACCAGUCGGUGCGGCCCGCCAUGUGGAAGAUGAUGCUCAACAUUGACGUAUCGGCCACGGCGUUCUACAAGGCCCAGCCGGUGAUCCAGUUCAUGUGUGAGGUCCUGGACAUCCAUAACAUAGACGAGCAGCCCCGGCCCCUCACCGACUCCCACAGGGUAAAGUUCACCAAAGAGAUCAAAGGUCUGAAGGUGGAAGUGACCCACUGCGGGACGAUGCGUAGGAAGUACAGAGUGUGUAACGUGACCCGCCGCCCUGCCAGCCACCAGACGUUCCCCCUGCAGCUGGAGAAUGGUCAGACAGUGGAGCGCACGGUGGCCCAGUACUUCAGGGAGAAGUACAGCUUGCAGCUGAAGUACCCCCACCUCCCCUGCCUCCAGGUGGGCCAGGAGCAGAAACACACCUACCUGCCCCUGGAGGUGUGCAACAUAGUAGCUGGCCAGCGCUGUAUUAAAAAACUCACUGAUAACCAAACGUCCACCAUGAUCAAAGCCACGGCCCGCUCUGCCCCAGACAGACAGGAGGAGAUCAGCAGGCUGGUGCGGAGUGCGAACUAUGAGAUGGACCCGUUCGUCCAGGAGUUCCAGUUCCGCGUGCGCGACGAGAUGGAGCAGGUGACGGGCCGCGUGCUGCCAGCCCCCGGGCUGCAGUACGGCGGCAGGGUGAGCUCGGAACACUUCCUGCCCCAGCAGGUGAACCCUGUGGUGUCUUUGCAGAACCGCACGGUGGCCACGCCCAGCCACGGCGUGUGGGACAUGAGGGGCAAACAGUUCCACACCGGGGUAGAGAUCAAGAUGUGGGCCAUCGCCUGCUUCGCCACACAGAGGCAGUGUCGCGAGGAGAUCCUCAAGGGUUUCACUGACCAGCUGCGUAAGAUCUCUAAGGAUGCUGGGAUGCCCAUCCAGGGCCAGCCAUGUUUCUGUAAAUACGCCCAGGGAUCAGACAGCGUGGAGCCCAUGUUCAGGCACCUGAAGAACACCUACACUGGCCUGCAGCUCAUCAUCGUCAUCCUACCUGGGAAGACCCCUGUCUAUGCUGAGGUGAAGCGGGUUGGAGACACCCUCCUGGGCAUGGCCACUCAGUGUGUCCAGGUGAAGAACGUGGUGAAGACGUCCCCCCAGACCCUCUCCAACCUCUGCCUCAAGAUCAACGUCAAGCUGGGGGGCAUCAACAACAUCCUGGUCCCACACCAACGUCCCUCCGUUUUCCAGCAGCCUGUUAUCUUCCUGGGGGCCGACGUCACUCACCCUCCAGCCGGAGACGGAAAGAAGCCAUCCAUCGCAGCGGUGGUGGGCAGUAUGGACGCCCACCCCAGCAGGUACUGUGCCACAGUGAGGGUCCAGAGACCCAGACAGGAGGUGAUCCAGGACCUGGCCUCCAUGGUGCGGGAGCUCCUCAUCCAGUUCUACAAGUCCACCCGCUACAAACCAACCAGAAUCAUAUUUUACAGGGAUGGCGUGUCAGAGGGUCAGUUCAGACAGGUGCUGUACUACGAGCUGCUGGCCAUCAGGGAAGCCUGUAUCAUGUUGGAGAAGGAGUACCAGCCUGGCAUCACCUACAUCGUGGUGCAGAAACGCCACCACACACGCCUCUUCUGUGCGGACCGCAAUGAGCGGGUUGGACGAAGUGGUAACAUUCCUGCAGGCACCACUGUGGACACCGAUAUCACUCACCCCUAUGAGUUUGACUUUUACCUCUGCAGCCACGCAGGAAUACAGGGUACAAGCAGACCUUCCCACUACCACGUCCUGUGGGACGACAACUGCUUCACGGCUGACGAGUUCCAGCUGCUCACCUACCAGCUGUGCCACACCUACGUCCGCUGCACCCGCUCUGUCUCCAUCCCCGCGCCAGCCUACUACGCCCACCUGGUGGCCUUCCGCGCCCGCUACCACCUGGUGGACAAAGAACAUGACAGUGCGGAGGGCAGCCACGUCUCGGGGCAGAGUAACGGCCGAGACCCCACGGCCCUCGCCAAGGCUGUUCAGAUUCAUCACGACACACUGAGGACUAUGUAUUUCGCCUGAGAGGUAGAAUACCCCUCCCAACACCCCAUCCUAUCAGCCUCUGUGUCCUAGUGGGUGGUCAGCCAUCGCAUAUCGGACUCUGGGCUGGCGCAGCUCUGGUCCUGAUGAGGGGAUGCCAAGCCGCUAAGGGUAACAACAACCAGAGGGGAGUACCGCAACGUUAUGCAAUAUGAAACCAGCCAAUCCUCUCCCAGCCUGUUCUCCUUUGCUGUGUUUUUAAUUAAUGGAUCGUCUCUGAUACUGCUCCUUGAGCUGUGCUCAACUUUUGCUUUGUCUUACUUUCAAAAUGCCAGAGUGUAGAAGACAAGACGGGGGAAUUGAUAAGGGGGUGGGGGGGGGGACAUAGCAGGUCCAGUGAGGAUCAGUCUUGUUCCUCAACCCAGUGCUGAUAUGAUGACUUGCCUAUCCGUGUUCAAUCGUAUAAAUGUACCUCUUUUUAAAUGUCUUCGUUAGCUUGUUGUCGUUAUAUGUGCGUCUCUGUAUGUUCUGUAGAAGUCUGAUUGCCAUGGCGAUGCCUGUUAGUCGAGAACGCUCGUGAAUCACAGCUAUGCCCUUUUUCAUAGAGCAAGCUGCUCGCCCAGUUACUCUGCUCUCUUUUAAGCCAAUGGUGAUUUACUUGCAGUCAUUGCGUCUGUCAGAGUUCAACACGGCAAUCUCUUUCAAUAUCAUAAGGCUUUUUUUUUUUUAUACAGCUGUUGUUUGUCGUACUUUUAGAAUAUCAACCCAGGCCACACCAUGGUCCUACUCAGAACUUUUACAGAGUUCACUGUGGUAGCUAUAGAUUUCACUUUAUCUUUGUUUUAUUCCUCCUUCUGUGACUUGAGAUUAAUCUUAUUUAUCAUUCAUUUUCAGCAAUCGAACGCUGUUCGUUUUUGUUUGUCAAAUUUGAACUAAGGAACUGAUGUCACACCUUUUUAGUGCAAUAACUCGUUAAUGCAUAAAAAGGGGUUCUAUGGUUACCAAUGUUGAUAUUUUUGGGCCAUUAUGAUCGGAUAUGGGCAGGUGAUAACGGAUAAAGAAUGUAAACUGGGGCGAGGAUUGAUGCCACAAAUGGUUAUGUUGUGGGUUAUGUGGGGGUGACAUGACACCAUAUGUGUUUUUUAGUAAAUGGAGUGAAUUAUGUGCCCGUUGUAGGUGGAAAGAAGAAUUUGAAAGACCAAGGAUGUAUCUAAUUUUAGUUGGAGCUCCUCUGAGAUCAGUUAAUUAGUUUAGUUACACAGUCAAAUAAUCUCAUCCAGGCAUUACUGUAAGCAUGAUAUGUUGUCUGGGAAUGUCUGGGGUAAGAGAGCACAGCGUGUAUGGCUGCAUGGAUUCAGUUUCAAGAUUUCAUUUUUAAUGUGAAUCAUUUUUUAAUGUAGACUGAUCAAUUGAAGGUGGGGACAGUUAGCUAACAGAUCUGUGUCGUUCAUUUGAACCCUCUAGCGGUAGGACUCAUUUUGCACUGUUCAAAGUAAGCCUUCAAAUGUCAAAUCAAGCCGUUUUGUCACAUUUUGAAGGGCAUUGUCUCUCUCCCUUUGCCUUGCUGUGCAGUAUCCUCCAGGUGAGGCCUUUUUGGGUUUGGUCAAACUGGAACGAGACGAAACUCAAUGUGCCUCGUGGGAUUGUGAGGGGGAGGACUGGGGUCAUCUGCAUGGGGCUUGAAGCAUGGGUGGUAUGAGCCUUGUCCGACUGGGACACAGUUGAUCUCUGCUCUCACUGCAAAAGAAGCGACAGGGUUGUGGCACGGACAGCACUCUGCCACACUCAUUGUCCUAUAGCUACGUGUUACCAGAAACCAAACUAGCUGCUAUACCACGUGUUAUUUUGUUCAUAUAUAUUCGUACGAAGAGAGACUAUAAAAAUAUAGGACAAUUUACUGCACUUAAAGAUGCAUGUGUUUCAGGUGAGACACAUACCCUGGUGCUGAGAGGUGCAGUAUGGGGGGGGGGGGGGGUAGUAGAACCCCCCCGCUCUGUUGUAUUCAGACAAUAUGAGCUUCAUUGGUGUAACAGGAGAGGACUUAUGAUACAGGGGACAUGCUUUAAUUCCCAGAGGGUGUGAUCUUUUAGUCAUCAGUACCCCGGGGGCCAAACUGUAGGUGUGAAUUAAGUCCCAGCAAAAUGUACACUUUCCUGCAAGAUGUCAGACAUUACCAGCAUUUGAUUUUACUUAAAGAACAGUGUAGGUAUGAUCUCAUCAACUGUAACUGUGGGCUAAUGUGUAGCUGCCCUGCUUGUGUGAUUUAAAAAAAAUAUAUAUAUAUGUCUGUACAGCAGUAAAACGGGAAGGAAUUAUCUCUCUACGAUGCCACGGAAUUGACCUCUAGAGCCCAGUGGGUGGGGUUUUGCAUCUAGGAGGGGGGGGGGCGUUGAACUUAUGCUGCCAUUCGUGGGAGGUGGGAAUUUACCAGUUGUGAAGUCGUAAAUACUAGUGGGAUGCAUUUACAUGCUUUGAACUCAUUGAGAAAUGCCAAUUGGCUAAUGGCUAGCAAGCUGCGUAAACCAUCAAUUAAAAGUACAGCUCUCAAGCUUGCAAACCCAAAUGAAAGUGUUCAAAAACCAUAUUAAUAGAUUGCUAUUUAAAAAUGUUUUGUUGCGUUUAACUUCCGAAAAUGCUGUUAUCGAGGUCAUUUCCUUAGUAGGUGACGUAGGUCACCAUGCGGGAGCACAGGAUGGACUAUUUCCCACUAGCAGUUAGCAGUUGGAGGGCCCUUUCAAAUGGAUUUUCCCAGUUGUAGGUGGUAAAUUCCCACUUGGUUUACGAAUGCAGCAUUAUUCUGAGGCCGGGGGAUAAUACAGGGGAGACACAUGGCAGCCUACAGUGCAUUCGGAAAGUAUUCAGGCCCCUUUUCUACAUUUUGUUACGUUACAGCCUUAUUCUAAAAUAGAUUUUCUCCUCGUGAAUCUACAAACACUACCCCAUAAUGACAAAGCAAAAACAGGUUUUUGCACAAAAAUUAUACUUUAUUUACAUAAGUAUUCAAACCCUUAGCUAUGCGACUUGAAAUUGAGCUGUGGUAAAUUCAAUUGAUUGGACAUGAUUUGGAAAGGCACAGACCUGUCUAUAUAAGGUCCCACAGUUGACAGUGCAUGUCAGAGCAAAAUCCAAAUGAUGUAAGUUGAAGGAAAUGUCUGAGUUCCAUGACAGGAUUGUGUCAGCACAGAUCUGGGGAAAGGUACCAAAAAAGGUCUACAAGAGUACUUGCGGCCUCCGUCAUUCUUAAAUAGAAGAAGUUUGGAACCACCAAGACUCUUCCCAGAACUGGCCACCCGUCCAAACUGAGCAAUCGGGGGAGAAGGGCCUUGGUCAGGGAGGUGACCAAGAACCCGAUGGUCACUCUGACAGAGCUCCAGAGUUCCUCUGUAGAGAUGGGAAAACCUUCCAGAAGGACAACCAUCUCUGCAGCACUCCACCAAUCAGGCCUUUUAUGGUAGAGUGGACAGAUGUAAGUAUUCCUCAGUUGAAGGCACAUGACAGCCUGCUUGGAGUUUGCCAAAAGGCAACUGAAGAUUCUCAGACCAUGAGAAACAAGAUUCUCCGGUCUGAUUAAACCAAGAUUGAACUCCUUGGCCUGAAUGCCAAGCGUCACAUCUGGAGGAAACCUGGCAACAUCUUUACGGUGAAGCAUGGUGGUGGCAGCAUCAUGCUGUGGGGAUGUUUUUCAGCUGCAGGGACUUGGAGACUAGUCAGGAUCGAAGAAAAGAUUAACAGAGAAAAGUACAAAGAGAUCCUUGAUGAAAUCUUGCUCCAGAGCGCUCAGGACCUCAGACUGGGGUGAAGGUUUACCUUACAACAGGACAACAACCCUAAGCACACAGCCAAGACAAUGCAGGAGUGGCUUCGGGACAAGUCUCUGAAUGCCCUUGAGUGGCCCAGCCAGAGCCCGGACUUGAACCAGAUGAAACAUCUCUGGAGAGACCUGAAAAUAUGUGUGCAGCGAUGCUCCCCAUCCAGCCUGGAUUUUUUACAUUUUUAAAAUCCAUUUUAGAAUAAGGCUGUAACGUAACAAAAUGUGGGAAAAGGUCUGAAUACUUUCCAAAUGUACUGUAUUGCCUAUAAUGCACUGCUCUUGACCAGGGCUCUGGGGAAAAGUAGUGGACUAUGUAGGGAAUGGGGUGGCCCAUAGUGCACUACUUUUGUCAAGAGCCCUAUGUAGGUAAUCAGUGGCAUUUUGGGACUCAACCACACUCCUCCAUGUGAUGCCUUCCCCUCUCUAACCGCUGGACAUCAGAUGCCUUCUUUUUGUGUUGUUCUCAACCAUUUCAAAUUCUGAAAUGGAGAUAUAUUUGUAUAUUAUAAUGAACACUUAUUUUUGCUAACAAAUUCUAUAAACAUAGAACAAUAAUGAUAAUAUAAUAUAGAAGACAAUGGUAAUAUGGUCACUAAUAAUAAUCCAAAUGCAAUAGACUGAUGUGGUGUUUUUUUUGUUCCAUGUUAAAGCAAAGCGUGUCGUACCGAAGCUACAUCUGUAGCAUUUAAAUGACCUACUGUGCGGGGGGGAUUGUUGAUUUUUUUUUGGGGGGGGUGGGGGGGGGGGGGGGGGGGGGGGGCAGGUGUUGUUCUGUAGUGACUGAUUGGAUGAACCUCCCCCUAUUUCCCAUCACUCUCCUCUCUGUCCAUUGAACUAAUAAUCCCUGGAGAGUAGCCUAGCUUCCAUUCAGUAGAUUCCAUUCAUCUCACAGCGCCUGGUCUACUAGAACAGGUAGUGAAUGUGACCUCCAUUUGAGUGUUGAAUUCAUCUGAGACAUUUUGUCUGAUUUUGUGUGUGUGUGUGUGUGCGCGCAUCUCUCAAAGUUUUUUUUUGUGGGAAAGGGUUGAAGGUUCAUCCUUGGACAAUACUCCAUAGACCGUGCCUUUUUCUGAUGGUGCUGAAAACAAGUAAAUCAAAGAAGAUAUCUUUACUUUCAAAACAUCGAGGGCAAUAUGUCUCUCUCUACAUUGAUACGUAUAUAUUGAUACAUGACAAUACUGUCCAACGUGUGCAUGUAUGUGUGCGCAUGGGUGUCUGUCUGCGUGUGAAACUGACAUACUGUAUGCCAAGAACACAACAAUAUGCAGAACCAAUCCGGUUUGAGGUGUCAGGACCAAAAAAGCUUGUGGGGAUGAUAAGGUGGGCAGGCACUCACAAUGCACAACCAAAAAAAAUUGUAUUUAAUAACUACAGUGGAUAUUUUAGACUGCCUCCCUAGUGGCAAAGUGUUUACUGUAAUGCAUGGGAUUUUCACCCCUCGUUCCCUUUAACCAUUUAGUAGAUGUUAAGUGAUGGUAUGUUCUAAAGUGAAUAGCAAUAAACAAUGUGACCUUUUAGGCUCUGAGCAACCGGCUGUUGGCUUACACCAGGAUUGCUUCCUAACUGCCACCCUAUUCUCUUUAUGGUACUCUGUUGGCUCUGGUCAAAAGUAGUGCACUAUAUAGGAAAUAGGGUGCCAUUUGGGAAGCAGCCCCAAACCAUUAUUCUCGGCUAGACAGAAAUACAUUUCUGUUUCGUUUAGAACCACUGCUCUGGCAUUAACCAUUUCUUCUGAAGAUCUUUAUGGAAAGAGCUUUGACGGUUUACAGCUAGAGGUUUGUAGACUGAGAACAACGUGCAGUGGUCCAGUUGUGCCCACAUGAGUGCCCGCUUGCCUAAGAAAGGAUUCCUCUGAAAAAUCUCCAAACCCUGCAUCUCUAUUGUGGUUGGCUGCAUAUCGGACUUAAUAAGAUACAACUGACAAAUUGCUUCGGUAACAGUAUGUGCUAGAUUUUUUCCCCCGCCUGUUUUAUGAAAUUGUGACACUUUUAGAAGUGUAAUUAUAUGUAAAAUACAUUUUUUUUUUUUGUCUGAUCCUGGUCCUAAGUUGAGCCUUUUUAUUUGGUUGUCAUAUUUAAUUGUUUUAAUUAAAAUACUGUAUGUCUGAAA